Molecule: messenger RNA, 1431 nt
Organism: Lotus japonicus
Lineage: Eukaryota; Viridiplantae; Streptophyta; Magnoliopsida; Fabales; Fabaceae
Product: cysteine proteinase 15A-like
Exons: 3
Coding region: 59-1156 (365 amino acids)
Cellular component (GO): lysosome
Molecular function (GO): cysteine-type endopeptidase activity
Source: RefSeq, a predicted model, not a curated record
AUCACGCACGAAACCCAUUCCAAUCAAUUUGCCCAUUCCUCUCCUUUUCUCCAAUCAGAUGGCUGAGGCGCGCCCCUUCCUCCUGUUGGCUCUCAUCUUCUUCUCCGCCGCCGUAGCAACCGCCGCGGUGAUCGACGAUGCCGAAGAUCUGCUCAUCCGUCAGGUGGUGCCGGAGGUCGAAGAUCACCUGCUCAACGCCGAGCACCACUUCUCCACCUUCAAGGCCAGGUUCGGCAAGACCUACGCCACCGAGGAGGAGCACAACUACCGGUUUGGAGUCUUCAAGAAAAACCUGAUCCUAGCCAAAUCGCACCAGAAGCUAGAUCCCUCCGCCGUCCACGGCGUCACCAGAUUCUCCGAUCUCACUCCGUCGGAGUUUCGCCGUCAGUUCCUCGGCCUUAAGGCUCCUCGCCAUCUCAAAGAUGCUCAGAAGGCUCCGAUCCUCCCUACCAACGAUCUCCCUACCGAUUUCGAUUGGCGUGAGAAGGGAGCAGUUACUGAGGUCAAGAAUCAGGGCUCGUGCGGAUCCUGUUGGUCGUUCAGCGCUACUGGAGCCUUGGAAGGAGCUCAUUAUCUGGCCACUGGCGAGCUUGUUAGCCUCAGUGAGCAACAACUGGUCGAUUGCGAUCAUGAGUGUGAUCCUGAAGAUUCUAGAUCAUGUGACUCGGGCUGUAAUGGUGGGUUGAUGACCAAUGCAUUUGAGUAUACACUCAAGGCUGGUGGAGUGAUGCGAGAGAAGGAUUAUCCUUAUACUGGAAGGGAUCGUGGCACUUGCAAAUUUGAGAAAAGCAAAAUUGCUGCUUCCGCGUCUAAUUUCAGUGUGGUUUCUGUUGAUGAAGAUCAAAUUGCUGCAAAUCUGGUGAAGCAUGGCCCUCUUGCAAUUGGUAUCAAUGCAGUUUUUAUGCAGACAUACAUCGGUGGAGUUUCAUGCCCAUACAUUUGCGGCAAGCAUUUGGAUCAUGGGGUUCUUCUGGUGGGCUAUGGUGCUGGUGCUUAUUCUCCCAUUAGGCUGAAGGAAAAGCCUUACUGGAUCAUAAAGAAUUCAUGGGGGGAGACCUGGGGAGAGAAUGGAUAUUACAAGAUCUGCAGAGGACGCAAUGUUUGUGGGGUGGACUCCAUGGUCUCAACCGUAGCUGCUAUACAGACCAACCACUAAACAUAAGAAUGUCUGAUCGUGAGCUGCUAUACAGACCAACUCAUUGUGAUUGUGGCACCAGGCUACUGGACUUUAUGUAAAUAAGUAGUGUGAUGUUUAUGGAUAAGGAAACUGUUAAGCUCAUGUCUAUUUAUUAUUAGAUGUAAUACUGUAAUUGUCUGUUAGCCAGUCUUACAAUGAAUUAUUGUCCAGGGCAGUUAUUAAUAGCUAUGGCAAUUUGGCAAGUAACGAUGGAAAAUUAUGUCUCUGAAUAGUAACUAUCCAAUUAUAUUUCA